Messenger RNA from Zingiber officinale, 1873 nucleotides. RefSeq names its product RNA pseudouridine synthase 2, chloroplastic-like. Bases 49 to 1392 code for a protein of 447 amino acids. Gene Ontology annotation, biological process: pseudouridine synthesis. NCBI's taxonomy places the organism in Eukaryota, Viridiplantae, Streptophyta, Magnoliopsida, Zingiberales, Zingiberaceae. The record is from RefSeq and is a predicted model, not a curated record. The transcript has 8 exons. Gene Ontology annotation, molecular function: RNA binding; pseudouridine synthase activity.
CUCAUUUGGUGGUCCUUCCAUCCAUUCGAUCCCUAUCGUCCUCGGGCGAUGCUGCGGCGGUAUCCUGUUCCGGCGAUCUCUUCCUCUUCGUAUUCGUGUUUCUCCUCUUCUCUCAAUCUCCUUCUCCGAAGCCCUACUCGGUGCAGGGUUCCUCGAAGAGCCCUCUGCUGCUGCAAUCAAUCUACCGGGCCGGAAUCGCCGCCUCCGCCGGUUGUGAUCCGAGCCAACCAUGCGGGGUUGAGGCUGGAGGAAAAGGUCGAGGUCGGGUUGCAGAAGACGAGGAUUGAUUCGUGGAUUUCCUCCCGGAUUCGUGGCGUCAGCCGAGCUCGGAUCCAAUCCAGCAUCAAGUCUGGCCUCGUUUCGGUCAAUGGUCGAACCGUUAAUAAGGCUUCCCAUGUUGUUAAAGGAGGGGACAUGGUUUACUGCAUGGUUUCUAAGUUGCAGCCUUUGAGGGCUGAGCCAGAAGAUAUACCUUUGGAUAUUGUAUACGAAGAUGAGCAUGUUCUAGUCGUGAACAAACCUGCACAUAUGGUUGUUCAUCCUGCACCUGGAAAUCCGAAUGGCACAUUGGUGAAUGCCAUUCUCCACCAUUGUAGGCUUCCAACCAUGGCAUGUGUAAAAAGUAACCAAGCAUCUGAAGCUGAUGAAUAUUCCGACUCUGACAGUGAAAUCGAAGACCUUUGUACCGAGCAGUAUACAGCUGAAGGAAUAGAUCUAGAAAAUUGUGAUGCUUUGAUUAGACCUGGUAUUGUGCACAGAUUGGACAAAGGGACAAGUGGCCUUCUUGUUGUAGCCAAGGAUGACCAUUCACAUUCCCACCUAGCUGAACAAUUCAAACAACAUACCAUCCACAGAGUGUACAUCAGUCUUACUUCUGGCAUCCCUAACCCAAGUUCUGGAAGAAUAGAGGUGCCAAUAGCACGCGAUUCUAAUAACAGGAUCCGAAUGGCUGCUGUGUCUGGUUUAAACAACAGUAGGCAUGCACGCUAUGCUGCUAGUAGGUACAAAGUAAUUGAGGAUUUUGCUCGCGGGGGAGCUGCAAUGGUGCAAUGGAGAUUGGAAACAGGACGCACACAUCAGAUCCGCGCACAUGCAAAGUACCUUGGGAUUCCCUUAUUAGGCGAUGAAGUUUAUGGAGGCACAAAAAGCAUGGCGUUGUCGCUUCUUCGACCAAGAAUACCAUCUUCUCUCCAUGGUCACCUCACAAACAUUUUGUCGAAGUUAGAGAGGCCGUGCCUCCAUGCUUUCUCACUAGGAUUUAAGCAUCCUCACACAGGUGAAUUCCUACGGUUUUCAUGCCCUCCACCUGAAGAUUUUUCUGAGCUGCAAUUCUUUAAAUAUUAUAACAAAGGAGAACACAAUGCACAACAUUUUGAAACAAUUUCUAGCUAGGAAUAAAUUGCGACCGGUAGUAUGGAUGGCAUGAGGGUUUACUUGAUGCUUUUGGGAAGGAACCUAUGUAUGAAUCAGGAAGCCAUGAUUGAUUCUUUUCAAGUUUUAGUUGACGUCUCAACAAUAGACCAGUGGCAUGGCUGAAAUCCCAUCGAGAUAUGCAGAUCUGGUGGAAGCACUGAAAUGCGAGAAUAUCACGUUGAAUUGUGUUCAUCAACAGCAAUUUGAAGCUGAUGAACGGGAAGAUCUGCUAGCAAUCUUUGUGAGACAAAAAGGAGAAAAAGAUAGCUGGAGUUUUGGUAGUUGCAGAACACCAACACUAGUAUCGUCUUCCUUUUAUUCUUCCUCUCCUCUAAUUGGCGCUUGCACUGGUUGGAACUCAAACUAUUUUAUUCUGUGCCAUAAAUAAACUAAGAUGAUGACAAUGUACGAAAUUCUUGAGUUUUAGUGGGGAGAGCACAUACUUAUCCUUCGUCUGUCA